This is a messenger RNA of Macroventuria anomochaeta, 1380 nucleotides long. RefSeq lists its product as uncharacterized. Gene Ontology annotation, biological process: nucleolar large rRNA transcription by RNA polymerase I; transcription initiation at RNA polymerase I promoter. Gene Ontology annotation, molecular function: TBP-class protein binding; RNA polymerase I core promoter sequence-specific DNA binding; RNA polymerase I general transcription initiation factor activity. Gene Ontology annotation, cellular component: RNA polymerase I core factor complex. The transcript is spliced from 2 exons. NCBI's taxonomy places the organism in Eukaryota, Fungi, Ascomycota, Dothideomycetes, Pleosporales, Didymellaceae. The coding region runs from base 1 to 1380 and encodes 459 amino acids. The record is from RefSeq and is a predicted model, not a curated record.
AUGGAGUACUUUGCUCCCCAGCUGCAUGCCGAGCAACAAUCGACACUCUCCCUGCGUGCAAGCCAGUACCGCAAGAAGCGCAGGAACAGGCACCACGACGAGCAAGACGAUGACGAGCACUCGUCCUCAUCUUGCUCGGGCUCUGAUGUUGACAAGAAGUCACGCUCGCUACGAUCAAACGCGCAUUCACACCCUUCAUUUGCCUCAGCCGAGCUAGCACAGCUACGUGUCGCAGGUCUAUUGCCCGAGGAAGAGUAUAGAGCGCCUUCCUCACCGUUUCCUCACGCACCUGCAAGGGUCUCCAAGCCAUACCUAGGCACAGCUAAGAUCCAGAAAGAGCUUGCUGGGCCACCCUCGCGUCUGUUCACGGUCAACAACACUGCGACACAAAGUGACCAUGCUAGUAGCCAGACAGAGGCAAGUAAUCUGAGGAGAACACACCUCAAUGUGCUAUCCACUGUGAUGCACCGAUGUUUACUCGAAGGCGACUACGACCGUGCUGGCAGAGCAUGGGGCAUGAUCCUGAGGACUCAGGCCACGCACGGCAGCACGGUGGAUCUUCGCAACCACGGUCGCUGGGCCGUUGGCGCUGAGAUCUUACUUCGUCGAAAACCUCAAGGUGUAGCAAGCAACAGUCGAGACCAGCCAGAUGGUGCAGCAGACACUGACACUGACACUGACACUGACACCGACAUCUUCAGCGAACAAGGGUUUGAGCUCGCAAGGGAGUAUUACGAACGCCUCAUCGUGCAGCAUCCUACUCGCAAACAAGCACCUCACGCCGUGGACCAGAGGAGCUUCUACCCUGCCAUGUUCUCGCUCUGGAUCCAGGAAGUCAACGAGAAGAGCAAGCGCGCAAGGAAACGGAACAUAGAAGAUGCUCGGCGGUCACGGUCCAGGAUUAUGUCCAUCGACAGCGGCGAUGGCAAAAGUAUGGGCGACGCUCGAGCCCGCGAGGACGCAGUUCAGGUCGAAGAACUCGCCCAAGCUAGGGAGCUUGCCGAACGACUCGACGACCUGGUCAAAUCCCCGCCGUUUGACAAACAAGCCAGCUUGUUGCAACUUCGUGGAAACGUUGCACUCUGGAUCAGCGACCUGAUAGUGGGCAACACAGCUGCUACAGCCAUGGACGAGUGGGAUGUGUAUCCCAUCAGCAAAGAAACACCGGCUGCUGAGCAGGCUACCAGGUUCAGCAAUUGUCAGCGGGAGCUGCAUACAGCGCAAAACUACCUAAGCCGCGUGGAAGAGAAUGGAGGCUCUCGACAGUAUCAUACGUUGGAGAAGAUCGAGAGCCGAUUGAAGGAACUACAAAAACAAAUCACCAAGCUCGAAAUCGAUGGCGAGGAUGACACGAAUGUCUCGAUGGAGGAGGGUUGGUGA